AAAUUCAACAAAUGCCACCAGCAAGACAACAGAUUGACAAAGCAACUCUAGACGCUUUUAUUCGGGAGAAACGACCAGAAGGUGGAACUUAUAAUAUAUGGCAUCAUCGUUAUAGUGGACAAGAAAGGGAUUGGUCAAAGAAAGGUGCAAAGGCCAAGUUUCGUUGUGAUCCACUGAAAGAUUCUGGUACCACUGCAGGAUCACGAAAUCCCAAUGCUUAUUUCUGUAUCUAUUUUGCCAAAGGUAUGUGUGCUCAAGGUGCUAGUUGUUCCAUGUGGCAUCGUGUACCAACUGUCGAUGAUGAAGUAGAAACAACUGUGGAUUGUUUUGGACGUGAUAAAUUCAGUGAUUUUCGACAAGAUAUGGGUGGUGUGGGUGCUUUCUCAACUACGAACAAAACUCUUUAUAUAGGUCGAAUCACCAAUGUGACUGAAGAAGCAGUAAGGAAACAUUUUGAACCUUGGGGUAAGAUUGCAAGGAUUCACGUUUUACGACAUCGUGGGGUGGCUUUUGUUGAUUAUGUAUCAAGAGCAAGUGCAGAAUUUGCAAAAGAAGCAAUGAUGAGCCAAAGUAUGGAUGCCAAUGAAACUAUCAAUGUUAGAUGGGCAACGGAAACUCAAUUACAAAAAGAUCGUAUUUUCCAAGACUAUGUCGACGAUGAUCCUCGUUUACAAGCCUUAGAACGUAAAUCGGAAACAGAAGUACCUGAAUAUUAUGGAGAAGAACAACAGCAGUUUGAGUCCGAACUCCCUGUGGAAUUUGCAACCAAGAAACGUACUGCAGAAGAAACUGGAUUGGAUGACAUCAAACGGCAAAAGCGAUUGAAUGAAGAAGAUGAGAAUGACGCUACAGAGGUUAAUACAUACGAAUAUACACCAGAACAAUUACAAUAUUAUCAAGAUUAUUAUUAUCACCAACAACAACCAACAGCAACAAUGACAAAUACUAAUUCUACGCAAUCAUCCAAUACAAACAAUGGCAUCAUUCCUCAAAAUAUUCUUCAAUCACUAAAACAAAUUUCAGGGAAUAAAUCUUUAUCAUCCUCAAACAAAACAACAAUAACAACAUCAAAAUCAACAGUAUCUAAAAAUGGACUUGGUGGAUUGGCAGAUUAUGGUAGUGAUAGUGAUAGUGAAUAGAUGAUAUUCCCCGCCUUUCAAUACUUUUUUUUUGGAUCAAUAAAAACCUUU
Messenger RNA from Halteromyces radiatus, 1190 nucleotides. RefSeq lists its product as uncharacterized. Bases 12 to 1139 code for a protein of 375 amino acids. Gene Ontology annotation, molecular function: pre-mRNA binding; U6 snRNA binding; metal ion binding. The record is from RefSeq and is a predicted model, not a curated record. Gene Ontology annotation, cellular component: U2-type catalytic step 1 spliceosome; Prp19 complex; U2-type catalytic step 2 spliceosome. Lineage: Eukaryota; Fungi; Mucoromycota; Mucoromycetes; Mucorales; Cunninghamellaceae. The transcript has 5 exons.